AUGCGCCCCGGGACGCCGGGGCCACUGUGGCCACUGCCCUGGGGGGCCCUGGCUUGGGCCGUGGGCUUCGUGGGCUCCGUGGGCUCGGGGGACCCCGCGCCCGGGGGUGUCUGCUGGCUCCAGCAGGGCCGAGAGGCCACCUGCAGCCUGGUGCUGAAGACUGACGUCAGCCAAGCGGAGUGUUGUGCCUCCAGCAACAUUGACACCGCUUGGUCCAACUUCACUCACCCGGGGAACAAGAUCAGCCUUCUGGGCUUCCUGGGCCUUGUCCACUGCCUCCCCUGCAAAGAUUCGUGCGAGGGCGUGGAGUGCGGCCCCGGCAAGGCGUGCCGCAUGCAGGGGGGCCGCCCGCGCUGCGAGUGCGCGCCCGACUGCGCGGGGCUCCCGGCGCGCCUGCAGGUCUGCGGCUCCGACGGCGCCACCUACCGCGACGAGUGCGAGCUGCGCGCCGCGCGCUGCCGCGGCCACCCGGACCUGCGCGUCAUGUACCCGGGACGCUGCCGCAAGUCCUGCGCGCACGUCCUGUGCCCGCGGCCGCAGUCGUGCGUGGUGGACCAGACGGGCAGUGCCCACUGCGUGGUGUGCCGCGCGGCGCCCUGCCCCGCGCCCUCCAGCCCCGGCCAGGAGCUCUGCGGCAACAACAACGUCACCUACAUGUCUUCGUGCCACCUCCGCCAGGCCACCUGCUUCCUGGGCCGCUCUAUCGGCGUGCGCCACCCGGGCAGCUGUGCAGGCACCCCUGAGCCGUCAGAUGCAGAGUCGGAGGAGGAGGAGGAGAACUUCGUGUGAGCCUGUGGGGCCGGCUUGGGCCUGGCGUUCAAGGCCUCCCCGUUUUAUUUAUUGCCACAGCCGAAUCUAAUUUAUGUCCCACGGACGCUCCCCAGAGCCUGGACCAGGACCACCUGGGGGGGCCCGGGAGCCCCCUGACAAUAUCUUGGAAGGAUUGUGGGGGAGGAGGCCUGGGAGUGUGGCUGGUGGGUAGGGCUCCCGCCGCAGGUUCCGUGCUGCCCAGGACGACCCCAUGCUGCUUCUGCUCUAGGGGAUAACUUAAUUAUCGCCACCACCGAGAGGGCUGGGAACUCACCCCUGCCGGCAAUUAAUGAAGGAAGCACCCCAGUCUUCCCGACUACAGACUGGGAGUGAGGAAGGGGUCCACGGCCUGGGUGUGUAUAAAUGAGCCUCAGAACCUACCCAGGCCUCAGAUAGGCCAAGGAAGCAGCCACUGUCCCCAACCAGCUCAAGAACUCCAGGGUUUGCCUUCCCUCCUGCCCCCAUUUCCCUAGUACGUCCUGUGGUGGCCCCUUAGAAAAGCCCAGCUUGUCCCCUGGAGUGGGUGAGGGGCUGUCUGUGUCUCCUGACACAGGCCUUGGGCCAGCAUCAGCCCAGAGCGGGGCAUUAUGUCCAGUGGUGCCCAGUGCACUUAGGGCAGGACCCAGUGGGGCACAGGAGCCCCUGCUCACCCACUGGCCCGGGGUGGGGUAUAUGUGCCAGGACCCACUCUACCCUGCCUCCUGGAGCCACGUGUCUGAGCGGCACCCCUAGUUCUGGCUGCCCCAUCCACAGGUGAGGUCCAGACCAAAGCCUCUCAGUCCCGUGAGACUUGCCCUGGCCAAGGCCCUAAGCCCAGUUCCAACUGGACCCUCCUCACCCACCAGCCGGCUCAGGAGUCUUGACACCAGCCAGAUGCUGGCCUUGGGCCAAGUCCCUGCUUUCUCUCUGGGCUGUUGCUUGGUGUCCCUGCCCCGUGUCUGCAUGUGGACCAGAGGGUCAGGCCACACGUGGGUGGCCCAGCAGGCAAGAGUCCAGCUCUGAGUUUGGGGGAGCCGCACAGGAGCGGUUGUGCUCCGCCUCUCCUAGCCCCUCAGAAGUGCCUUACCUGUGACCCUGAGAAGUGCCCUUGAGUAAUGGGUUCACCCGAGCCCCCCGACAAGGCCAUCUCCCCUAGCCUGGGGUCCUGCCUCACCAAAGAAAUAAAGACUCCACUUUGGAGUAUCCAAGCC
Molecule: messenger RNA, 2000 nt
Organism: Neomonachus schauinslandi (Hawaiian monk seal)
Lineage: Eukaryota; Metazoa; Chordata; Mammalia; Carnivora; Phocidae
Gene: FSTL3
Product: follistatin like 3
Exons: 5
Coding region: 1-789 (262 amino acids)
Biological process (GO): multicellular organism development; regulation of BMP signaling pathway; cell differentiation
Molecular function (GO): activin binding; protein binding
Source: RefSeq, a predicted model, not a curated record